Messenger RNA from Striga hermonthica, 639 nucleotides. The record is from the annotation of a GenBank genome assembly. NCBI's taxonomy places the organism in Eukaryota, Viridiplantae, Streptophyta, Magnoliopsida, Lamiales, Orobanchaceae.
CGAUUGACGGUCGAAGAGAUGGCUCGGAGGCGUGAGAAGGGAUUGUGCUUUAAGUGCGAGGAGAGGUUCACCCCAGGUCAUAAAUGUAAGCAAAAUUUUUUGAUCGAGUUUGUUGACGCAGGUGAUGAGGAGCCAGAAUUUGUGGAAGAAAGGGAAACGGAGGAGGUCGAGGUGCUCGAUGAUGAGGCCGAGAUCUCUGUGCACGCCAUGGCAGGCACCAAGGGCUCGAGGACAAUGCGAUUGCCGGCAUGGGUGAAGGACCGGCGAGUGACUGUGCUCGUGGACAAUGGGUCGUCGCACAACUUUAUUAAUACGACGCUAUCUCACAAACUUAAACUACCCACGUCCAUGGUCGAGCCAUUCGAGGUUCGGGUGGCUAAUGGUGAGCGACUGCGGUGCUCGAAGGUGUACCGAGGAGUGCCAAUCAAAUUCCAAGGAGUGACGGUGAAGGCGGACCUGUUUGCCUUGCCACUGGUAGGGCCGGACAUGGUGCUUGGGGUUCAGUGGCUCGAGGGACUCGGAGAUGUGACGAUCAACUAUCGGAAGGGCGUGAUGAAGUUCGAGACCGAUGAUGGGCUGGUCACCUUGAAAGCAAACGAAGGAUCGACCAAGGAGGUUGGUCUAAAAAGCAUCGAGAAG